Molecule: messenger RNA, 1101 nt
Organism: Mycena indigotica
Lineage: Eukaryota; Fungi; Basidiomycota; Agaricomycetes; Agaricales; Mycenaceae
Product: PCI domain-containing protein
Exons: 9
Coding region: 1-1101 (366 amino acids)
Source: RefSeq, a predicted model, not a curated record
AUGUCGCUCGACCGCAUCCUGCAGGAGAUUACCACCACAACUAAUCUCAAUACCUUGCACCAAACAUUGGAAACCAGUCUUCCCAAGGAGUCGAGGGACACUCUUCUUUCAAGUCCACUUGCGAGUGGUCAAGAUCCUUUGAAAAUACUGGACCUCACGCAAAACAAUUGUAUAUCCUGCAGUUCGACUGAGCGUUACCAAGAUUUCGCCCGUCUCGCCCCAGAACGAGUGACGGCGUUAGCGAAGGGAAUCUAUCGAUAUGGGCUCUCCAAUGGCCGCGUGUUCUCCUUUUCGCUCCCGCUAUUCAAUCUUGUCACCCGCUACCCACCCGACACAUCAUAUGUCACCACAAUCCAUCCUGUUUUCCUGCAAGCUGCGUUGUCGCUAGCCAGCCUAGUGCUGCCUGCCCUCCCAAUUCUCGCCACUCCCAUUGCAAACGUCUCAACUCUCCUGUCCGACCUCACUUAUAACGACAACCUCGUCGAUCAUUAUCUCGGUGGCGUGCUUGCAAUGCUGAAAAGAUGGGCGGAGGCGGAGGAAUACUUGGAGAUUUGUAAGCUUCGACUUAUCCAACUCAUCUCGCGCGGAGAGACGACCUCGCUUCCCAAAUAUGCGCAUUCAAGCUUGCCUCGCAUGUUCAAAAACUCAGUUAACACCGAGCUCAUCAAUGCUUACCCGCAAAACAUCGAAACGUUGCAUGGGCUCGUGGACAAGGAGAAGCCGCUGUGGACGUUGCGGAAAUUGACAGCAACCUAUGUUGCUCUGGGUUUGGCGGAGAUUGCUCGGCUGGGCUCUCAACGAUAUAACGUGUCGUCUAGACCGAAGCUUUUGCGCAAAUUUCCGCUUCGGGCACUGUUACAUUCUCCGACCCGCCUCCGCUUUUCAAGGGAAGAAGUCGACUCCGUGUUGCCUUCUGCACAAACACAGAGUGUGUUGCUCGAGGGGCUUGAUAUGGAUAUGGCGCGGGGUCGCGAGUUUAUCAUGAAAGCUGUCAAAAGCCAGGAUGGAUGGUGGCCUGGGUCAGAGGAGGACGUAUAUGCGGGGGGCGAGCGGCCCAUGGGCGGAAGACUCCAUGUUCGCAUCGAGGCUCGUUGUUUCUAG